Penicillium arizonense is the source of this 4917-nucleotide messenger RNA. RefSeq lists its product as uncharacterized. Gene Ontology annotation, biological process: tRNA methylation. NCBI's taxonomy places the organism in Eukaryota, Fungi, Ascomycota, Eurotiomycetes, Eurotiales, Aspergillaceae. The transcript has 8 exons. Bases 1 to 4917 code for a protein of 1638 amino acids. Gene Ontology annotation, cellular component: cytosol. The record is from RefSeq and is a predicted model, not a curated record.
AUGGCAGCUGAGAUAUCCCGCCCGCAAGGCGCGUCAACGGACAUGGAAGCCAUUGGGCAGAAAGUACAAUUUUUGUCGGAAAAAACGCUCCGAGAGAUCGCCAAAGGUCCAUUGGUGAAAUUCGUACUGACAUGCCAAGAGACGGAGAAGGUGAACCGGGUGUGGCAGUCCUUGCUUCAGACAUUGUCCACUCCAUCUCUGUCACCACCUCAUUCAGCGGAGGCUUACAAUGCGGGCUCUGCUUUCAUUGAUGCUGCCACCAAUUCCAAAUGUGAUUCAACAAAGCAAUUGGCCCUCUCUACCGAGCUCUGGUUGUCAAUCUUCGACAUCUGCUUGAAUCGCUAUGAAGAUGCCAAGCCGAAACAUAUCAAGCACCUGUUGGGUUCAAUCACGACCAUUCUAGCCAAACGCCAUCAAGGAGAGGCACGGCAAGUCAUCCAAACUGCAAUUGUUGACGCCAUCAUUCCCAGCAUUGUGCUUGGUGAGCCCCAAUCGCGACUUAAGGGAUGCUUGGUCUUUCUUGAGACGUUCAUCCGCAAAGGUGCUUUCUUGCCCUCUGAGUUCAUCUCCUCGGUUCGAGCUUGGUUAGAAAAGAGCCCAGAAAGAUGGACUACUGUUUUUGCCAAGGAUCGUGAAGUUUUCCAAGAUGUACCUAGCUCGUCAGAUAUAUCCGACGAACUAGCGGCCAGGAUCUUCGUGCUAGGGCUUUUGACUCAAACGAAUAACAGGACCAUGGCUGCCUCGGCAGGUAACUUGCUUUCCGUGUUAAUACAGAAGAUGAAACCUGAAACAUCGCCACAAAAGCUCUCAGAAAUUUGGGUGGCCCCCGUGAGAAGGAUGGUCUUGCAAAGCGAGGAAAGCUUGGAAGAUCUGUCAAAUAGGCUAUUGCAGCCGUUGUUCGCCAUUGAUCCGAGCGGUUUCAGGUCUUUCCUAGAGACCCUGCCUGUUCAGAGCCUUCUCAAAGGUGACAUGAGUGAUGAACCUGAAGCAGAAUAUAUGCUUUUGUUCGCUGCUUUACAAGUUGGCAAGAAGGUCAAUUUGGUUCACGAAGACUAUAUCCUCAACACCAGUAAAGCAAAGAUCAACCAGAGCGAGCUGUUGCUUUUGAAGAGCGAAGUCAUCGGCAACUUCCUUCUUCACCGCGAAGCGAACAUCCGUAUCGCCGCUCUCUCGCUGCUCAUUACGGCUUUCUCCACGCUAAAGCCUUUUACUGUCGGAGCAACCAAAGCAAUACUGCGAGGGCUACCAUCAAUGCAUGCCGAAUCCGAUGCCUAUACCCGGGGUGAGAUCCUCAGCAUGACACGGCGAUUUAUUCUGCGGCUAAAGGGAGGUAUUGUGAAGGAUGAAGAUGUUUCCAAAUCGGAGAACACAUCGAACAAAACAGCCAAUGGCCAGGCCAAGAACGAAAGCGAAACAAAGGAGUUCCUGAGGGAAUACAUUCAGUUCCUAGGGAGUGAUUUGCGCUUGACUGCAUCAUACCCGCGCCAUAUUACAGCAUUGAAGGCAUUGAAGCUUCUACUGGACUCCGGUCUUGAUCCACGCACGGAGGUGAAGCCGCAAAAGUCUGAGGUUGAAAAUGUUUGGAAGGUACAAGUUGAAGUGUUUGAUGCUCACUUACUCCGACUGUUGAUUGAUCUCCUAAUGGAUCCAUUUGAAGAAGUACGCCAGACUUCUCUUUCGAUCCUGAGUUUGUGUCCCCGGGAGAUUUUAUUAAAUGGCAUGGACACCAACGAUCAAAGCUCCGCCGUAGGAAUGCGGUUGACGGAUGCGGUAGCACGAGCAGAGAGCCUGGCAAGCAAUACCAGCAGAGCCGAUCACGCCGAUACCGUUGCGCGUUUAUACCACAUUAUCUUCGCUGCGGCACUUCCAGGAAACUCUGGCCAGUCGGCUACAAAUUGGUGGACCACCAAGGCUUCUGUGGUUGAUACACUUUUGACCAAGCUCGAGGAGCGCUUAUCAAGUUCAAAAGGCCUUUUCAAUUCCAGCAUGCGAGAGGCACCACUUCACGGCUAUACAUCUGGUUUGAGGCUCAUCGUUCUUAUGCCCAAUUUCCACACCUUGAUCUCAGAUGAGUCGGGAUGCGCCGCGUGGCGGACAGUUCAUGAACGAAUUGUUUCAAUUUGUGAUAAAAUCUGGCUGGAGGCAAAGCCUGUAUUGUGUAUCGAUUCCCCCGAGGGUCACUCGGAUGAGCCAACCGAAGAGCUCAAUGUGGGACCCAAGGAUGUUCUUUCAUAUUCUUGGAGAUCCCUUCGUGAAUCAACCCUUCUCCUCCAUGCUACAUUGAUCAAUACCAGCUACGGUCCAAGCGGAGAUGACGGGCUCCAGCGUGUGGAUUUCGCCAAGAUUGGAGGCGCGAGUUUUGCACAAUUGGCCGAGCUCCGCCACAGAGGUGCAUUUUCAAACGUCUCCCAGACAUUUGCGACAUGCUGUCAGAGAUGUAGCUCCGCGAAGGACCCGUCAAUUCGGGAGCUCCCCCGGGGUUGGUACCAGGAAGCUAAAUCGACUAUCUUCGACUCGGCAUCGAAACUUACUCGCCGAUCCGCUGGCUUGCCUGCGUUGGUAACAGGAAUUGUUGCUUCGGACCCGGGAACGCCAUUCUUCAAGGAAGCCUUGGAAGAGCUGCACAAAAUUUCAUACCUUCCUGUGGAGUACGAUAAGGAGAGACAGUACUUGGAACUACCCCAAGUUCAUGCAAUGAACUGUCUGAAGGAUAUCUUCACGAACGCCAAGCUUGGCCCUUAUUCGGAGCCAUUCAUCAUGAAGGCACUGACGCUGUCUGCCGAACGUCUGGGAUCGCCUAUCUGGGCGCUUCGGAAUUCGGGACUCAUGCUCUUCCGUGCCCUACUUACGAAAAUGUGCCGCGCUAUUCCCGGUGCUGGACCCGGCUUCGGCGGCAGUUCUGGAUCUGAGCCUGGAUCUAGGAUAGCAUUCUCCAAGUACCCAGGUCUAUUAGAGCUGCUCUCUGGUCUUCUCACGACAGCACAGGGAGAAGCAGCGGAGGGCACGGAGAUCAUCACCGAACGGGUGUUCCCUGCCCUUGAAUUGGUUGGUGAUAAAGUUCCCAGUCUCACUGAUGAGACUGACGAGAUGCUGCGUGGGUUGGUUCUUGCACACUUGAGCAGCCCUGUUUGGGGUGUUAGAGAGCACGCAGCUCGCGUAUAUGCCUCGCUACUUACGCGACAAAAUAUCCCCGAGGCUUUGCGUGCACUUGUUAUGCUCCCGUCAAACAUCACUGAGAACUAUGUCCAUGGAGUGGCUAUGUGUGCGCGGUAUGCUCUUCGCCGAUAUGCGGCAACUACCGAUGCAUAUUGGACUUCUAACAUCGAUGACCUUUUCACUACUUUACGUACUGUACUGGAAGUUCUAUUCCGUGUCGGAAAGUCACCGACUGUGGCAGCAGAGCUCGUUGAGAUAUUGGUGGGCACGCUGGAGCGGGCUAUUCAAGGCCAAAGCGAGACCAUGGUUACCUCUUUCAUUAAUGAGAUGUUUGAAGUUCACGAUCUGGAUGGAAUCUUGACUUUUGUCUUCGACGCUUCUCAUUCAGGGUGGAAUUUAUCCAGUGCCACUCGAUCAUCCGCGCUGCUAAGAAGAGCACUCGCCUGGUGCACGACAUUGAAGCUUCUCGCUUCCGGACAAGCACAGGGUCUUUCAGCCUUCUAUAACGGAGUAUCGCAGUUUGAUGCCGAUGCUGCUCGUUGGAUUUCCGAGAGACUCGACGAGCAGAUUGGUACAGAAGAAAGGUACCGAAAGCCACUGGCCGACUUGUAUACUUCUGUGAUUCUUGGCACUAGUCCACCAUACGUGAGAACAAUUGCUGCAUCGAAUCUGGCCUUUAUCCUAGAAAAGAUGAUGGCAUCCCAAUUCGAUGGCGUCUCUCGACUUGAUCUACCAUGGGAGGCCAUCUCGAAUAACUUCCUCCCUGAGAUAGAUAUUGAAACUUGGAACCGCGAAGCAACAGACGCCGAGCUUCGCCUUAGAGGGUGCCUUUUGGCGAUUCGUCUCGCCUUUGAUCGCAAGAGCGCUUCCAUCUCCUUCGAAAACGAUAUUCACAAUUGGACUAUCAAACUUUGCUCUGCCUUGAGCGAAGAAACCGAAUUUACCACUCGCUUUGCAGCAGUUGCCUCUGUCGGCAGUUUUGCACGGGCUCUUCGUCCUUCAGGGGCUAAGCCCCGCGUUGACCCAGUCUUGUUGAAUACCUAUCUGGUCCUAUAUGACAUGCUCAACGAUGAUGACGAAGAGCUACGUGACAUGUCCGCGUCGACAGCCUCUUGGGUGUUGUCGCACUCAUCCGUCUCCCCCGAUGCCGAUGUUACCCUCGCACCUCUGAACGCCAGUGCGCUUCUUGCAGACUUCAUCGUCGAAAAUUACUCAGACUCUGCACUGCUUGGACAGCAGGUACUUCACUACCUCACAGGCCAGCAGCCCCGGCUUAGUGCAUCUGACCACCCAACCCAUAUUGCUCGUGUGGCCGAUUUGCUCGUCGAAUAUCGCCAGGAAAGCACGGUACUGUUUGUAGAGGAGAAGCAAAAUCUUUUCAUUGAUGACAUCCGCGAAGCUGAGGUCUGGUCUCGGGCUCUGGUUCGCCUAGAGGAGUCAGCAUUCCCAGAAUCCUCGUUGCAACAGAUCACUUCCUGGGCUUUGCAGGGUUUGACAUACAUCAUCGGUCUUCUCGGGGAGGAAGAUGGUCAAGAUGGACUUAUGGGCUGGGUUUCGACCCCCGAGGCCUUUACUCUUGGAUUCCGCGUUAUUGCGAUCGCUUCUGCUCUGGCAUCUCCGGACUUCUCAGGGCCAAAGGAGACUGUCGAUUCCGCAACUUUCAAGCAUUUACUCAAAUUGCUUCUCAGUGCAGGACAAGCGGCGUCUGUCCAUGGAGAUUGGUUGUCGAGAAUUCAGCGUGCUUUGGAGACCAGUUUAUAG